Messenger RNA from Cutaneotrichosporon cavernicola, 246 nucleotides. RefSeq lists its product as uncharacterized. NCBI's taxonomy places the organism in Eukaryota, Fungi, Basidiomycota, Tremellomycetes, Trichosporonales, Trichosporonaceae. Bases 1 to 246 code for a protein of 81 amino acids. The transcript is spliced from 3 exons. The record is from RefSeq and is a predicted model, not a curated record.
AUGCCCGACAAGGUCACGUACAGCGGCACCAACAGCCAGGGCAACCACUACUGCAACCGUCAGAGCGACUCUGGUGACCGCGGCUAUCAUUACUCCAACACGAAUGGUUCGUACUACUACCAGAACACGAACGGCUCCAAGUACUAUAAUAGCGGCUCGGGUUAUACCCAGUACACCUCGCCUGCGGGAAGCACGACCCAGACGUAUUCGUCGCCCUCUGGUUCGUCCAAGUCGGGCAAGAAGUAG